CACGACGUAUGUGACUUAGACGUAUGGAAAAAAGUGUAUCACAUAACUCUGUCGUUGUAUAUUUUAAUUAAUUGAAACGAAAUUUUUUUUAAAUUGUAUGUCGUGUGUCGUACAACUGGCUAAAAGCAGUUGUGGAUGCCAGCAGAUACGUUGGACUUAACGAAUUAAUCAGCACACAUUGUGUUACAUCGAUAUCUAUAUACAUAUAUACAUAUGUGUGCGUAACGAGUAUACGAUAAUUGUGAGCACGCGUUUUGUAGAGUAUUUUGCGUUGCAAAGAUGCAUUCGCUUAAUUGGACAUCGCGUCUAAUAUCUCGGGCGUUACGUAGCAGCUUCUCAACAUUACUUGACUCCGCGUCGGGUGCCACAACCAAAGGUGCUGCAAAGACAACGCCAAUUCGAUCUCGGCCACGAUUCGUUUCAGUAGUUUGUGGCUUUGCCAAGGACAAUCUGCGACACAAAUAUAAGCCUGGCAAAUAUGGCGAGGACUCCUGGUUUAAGGCAUCCACAGAGUCGGCCGAUGUGAUGGGCGUGGCCGAUGGUGUUGGUGGUUGGCGAAGCUAUGGUAUCGAUCCUGGGGAGUUCUCCUCAUUUCUCAUGCGUACGUGCGAGCGGCUGGUGCGCUGCACCCACUUUAAUCCGCAACGUCCCGUCAACCUGCUUGCCUAUAGCUACUGCGAGCUAAUGGAGCAAAAGAAACCGAUAUUGGGCAGCAGUACAGCAUGUGUACUCAUCCUGAAUCGAGAGACGAGCACAGUGCAUACAGCGAAUAUCGGAGACAGUGGUUUUAUGGUGGUGCGAGAAGGCGAGAUUGUGCACAAGUCAGAGGAACAGCAGCACUACUUUAAUACGCCCUUCCAGCUAUCCCUGCCCCCGCCAGGUCAUGGGCCCAAUGUUCUCAGCGACAGCCCCGAAUCGGCGGACACAAUGAGCUUUCCCGUGCAAGAAGGUGAUGUCAUAUUAAUUGCCACUGACGGUGUCUUUGACAAUGUACCCGAGGAACUGAUGCUUCAAGUGCUACGCGACGUUGAGGGUGAACAUGAUCCGGUCAAGUUGCAAAUGACGGCGAAUACGUUGGCACUGAUGGCUCGCACCCUCUCCCAAAAUAGCGAUUUUCUUUCGCCCUUCGCCCUCAGCGCUCGUCGCAACAAUAUUCAAGCGCGCGGCGGGAAGCCAGACGAUAUAACCGUGGUGCUCGCCACAGUGGCAAUGUGAAACAACUCAUAGUUGUCAUUGUUGUCCUAAUCCCUAGUUCUUAAAUGUGUAAUUAAUUGUAGCGUGUACUCGUUUAGUUUUUAGGAGUCAGUUUGUUCCGGUAGCUAUAUCCAGAUAUAUGUUUAAGCCGCAUGUUGAGAUUUUGAGGACAGACACUCAAUUGUUAGUUAUCCAACCCAUAUAGACUCACAUACUGAGUAAUCGACGCAUCCUGGUGAAGCGACCCCAAAGCAAAAAAAAAAAAUGCGAAGUCCAAAGCGCGUAAGCAAUGCCUUGAAAUAUAUAUAUAUUAUUAAAUAUAUAUACAUUAUAUAUAAGUAGAAACGCUUUUAAAACGAAAAAAAAAAGAUUAUCAGCCGAAAUGAUCGUUGUCGUCAAUGGCAGCGAGUUACGAGAGAGUUCUAAUCAAUAAUAAAAUGCGACAUACAUUACAUGCAUACAAACAAACAAAAUUAAUUACGUACGUGCAUUCAUACAUAUAUACCCCCACACCUCCAAUCAAUCAAAAGUUGUGGGAUGCUAUGCUAAUAUUUGAACUGAGGAUUUAUCCAGGCAAACUGUCUUACGGACGAACUGUUAGUCAAAUGUACUCACUGAUAUUGCGAUUUAAUAAAAAA
Drosophila navojoa is the source of this 1832-nucleotide messenger RNA. Its product is annotated as protein phosphatase PTC7 homolog. The record is from RefSeq and is a predicted model, not a curated record. Gene Ontology annotation, biological process: protein dephosphorylation. Lineage: Eukaryota; Metazoa; Arthropoda; Insecta; Diptera; Drosophilidae. Gene Ontology annotation, cellular component: mitochondrion. Gene Ontology annotation, molecular function: protein serine/threonine phosphatase activity.